Messenger RNA from Ctenopharyngodon idella (grass carp), 2145 nucleotides. RefSeq names its product protein ABHD8-like. The transcript has 2 exons. The annotation marks the transcript as partial. The record is from RefSeq and is a predicted model, not a curated record. NCBI's taxonomy places the organism in Eukaryota, Metazoa, Chordata, Actinopteri, Cypriniformes, Xenocyprididae.
UGCUUUUUUCUUUAUUCAAGGGCUGGAUUUGCUCAUCAGGGAACAAGAGAGAAGAAACUACUAAAAGAGAACAAUGCCUUCAACGUGUCUUCCUUCGUUCUGCGGUCCAUGAUGAGUGGACAGUACUGGCCGGAGGGUGAUGAGGUUUACCAUGCUGAAAUCACAGUGCCUGUUCUGCUGGUUCACGGCAUGUACGACAAGUUUGUACCAGUACAAGAGGACCAGCGUAUGGCGGAGAUCCUCUUGCUGGGGUUCCUGAAGGUCAUUGAUGACGGAAGUCACAUGGUCAUGAUGGAGUGCCCUGAUGUAGUUAAUACUCUCUUACAUGAAUUCUUCCUGUGGCAGCCAGCAACUGCCUCGAAACCCAAACAAGAAGCAGCCCCCGCAAAGACCACCACCAAACCUCCAGAGGACACAACGAGACCAAAAACUGCCCCUAAGUCACCCUCCAAAUCUCAUCCAGACUUAAUAAGACCAACAACUGCACCAAAAGCCAUCAAUACUGGGACAGAGGCCUCAGUGGACAUCAGAUCUAAGGGCAAGAAAUAGCUGGUCUACCAAACGUUACGGUAUACAUUUAAAGGUGUUAAAUUUGCUCUGCUCUUCCAUGUGGGACAAAUUAAAUGGCACAGUUUGAAUGUAGGAUGUCCUUGGAUAUUUGCCAAUUGGUCUGUGUAUGACUGCAGCAAACAGGAAGAGCUCAGAGGGACAUUUGUCCCAGAGCAGAGUGGUUGAAUAUUUCCUACUUUUGAAUGAAAUGAAGAUCCUUAGAGGAUGCUUUUUUUCUUUUCAUUUGAGCCUACUCAAAUGAGUGAUUUGCAUUCUUAUGUCUACUAUGGGAUUUAUGUGCUUAAAUAGGAUAAAAUGUGUUAUGAUAAUGUCAGCUCAAAGAUGUUUAAAUCACAUGAGUGAUGAUCUCAAUAUUAAAUAUUCAAAAUUUACAAAGAAAUACUGUUGCUAUGGAUGCUUUUGCUGUAAAUAGAUGGAUCUAUUUCAUGUAUUUAUUCACGGUUUAAUAUCAGCUGAUGUUCAUUUCUGAGUUAUUCAGCAGAAUAUUCUUUUUUUAAACUUUCAUAUUAGUUUAUACUUUAACCCCUGGUUUCACAGACAAGGCUUGAGCCUAGUCCCAGACUAAAAUGCAUAUUUGAGUUGUUUUAACCAAAAGCAAUUUGCACUGAGAUAUCUUAAAAUAUGUCAGUGCCAUUGUUUUGUCUCAUGAUGCACACCAGUAAUGUUAUUUUUUCUAAGGCAUGUUUCAAAACAGCUAAAUAUCCUAAUUGAACUAAGGCCUAAUCCUGAUUUAAUCUAAGCCCCGUCAGGCCUUUAUGUUGAAAGUUCUCCAGCCCUGUUGAAAAAAUUAUAUUUUAGUUUUAUCAUAUCAUAUAUAUAAAAAAAAAAAAAAACAAGGACCUGAAGGAGACAUGAGCACAUGUUCAGUCACAUGCUGUCAAGGCUCCAAUAUGAGUUCAUUUUAGACUAGGAAAUACAUAAAAACUCAAUUUUAAAAAAAUUUCAUUGUACUUCCAAAUGUCUUUUCUAAAGUUUUUGGCUAUUUUUAAUGCACAUUUUGUAAAUUCAAUAACUCAAAUACCAAAAAAUCUGUGUUAUGCAUAAAUGACGAAGUCCUAUUGGGGGAUAGAUUAUUUCUGAAUGGCUGCACUGUUGUUCAUUACUGGCAGCCAGAAUAAUAGCUCUUUUGCCUGUGAUUUAGGUUUAUGUUAAUACAUUUAUAGAAGACAGAGAGGAAAAGCUGCACAUUUUCCAGAAAGUAUUGAUGAUAGUGACGGCAGUGCAUCAGAAAAAAAGGUCGUAGUAAAAAAGGAAGUAGUUGAAGAUCAAGGAGAAUAGAACGUCCUUAGGGUGUUAGCUCAAAUAUAAAAAAAAUCCCUACAAAAUCAGGUUACCACAGCGCACUCCAAUCAAUUAUUUAUAACUUGUGAACCCAAAUGUUAUAGAUAUCUGUUCUAAGAUGAGAUAAAUCUGAACAAGUAUAGAGUAAAAUUUUAUAUUUUGGAACUAGUGAACCCAACUGUUACAGGUAUAAUAUGAUGACCAUCUGUUUCACUUCAAGAUAAUUUAUAAAUUAGAACAAAGAAUGCUGCAAAACAUCAUUAAAAAUAAGCCUAUAAAAUUGAAAAAUGACUG